CAGCAGAAGUUUUAAAAUAUACACAUAGGUGUAAAUACGUACGUGUUAUGUUUGUCUGCAUAAAAAACAGGUUUCACAGCUGCUCCAGGCUAGAUCCUAGCAGACAUGAAGACGCUGUAUGCUUUCACUGUUGCAUUUUGGUUCCUGAAGUUUUCUCUCAUCUUGUGCAGUUUGACUGAACCCAGUUGCUUUUGGAGGAUAAAGAAUAGUGAAGAUAAUGAUGGAGAUUUGCAAAAUGACUGUGGUUUUAUCCUUUGUACAUUCGAGGGACCUAUUGAAGAAAAUUUUUAUAAUAAACUUCUUAAUUACAUUAAUUUUAGAAUACCAGCAAGAAAAUACGAGUUUUUUCUGGUUAUGUUUUUUGCUACUGAUGAGAUCAACAAGAAUCCUUAUCUUUUAUCCAACAUGUCUUUGCUAUUUUCCAUCAUUGUUGGCAUGUGUGAAGAUACAUUAGGAAAUGUGGAUGAAGCAUAUUCACAAUCAAGUAAAGGUUUGGAAUUUCCUAAUUUCAUCUGUGGAAUGAAGAAAACUUGUGAUGUACAGCUUACAGGACCAUUAUGGAAAAUAUCCUUAAAACUGGCAAUUAAAUCCAAAGGUCCAAAGAUCUUCUUUGGACCAUUUAACCCUAACCUGAGUGACCGUGACCAGUUCCCCUAUGUCCAUCAGGUGGCAUCCAAGGACACGUGUUUGUCCCAUGGCAUGACAUCCUUGAUGCUUCAUUUUAAACGGACUUGGAUAGGACUGGCCAUUACAGAUGGUGACCAAGGUAUUCAGUUUCUCUCAGACUUGAGGGAAGAAAUGCAAAGGCAUGCGGUCUGUUUAGCUUUUGUGAAUAUGAUCCCAGAAACCAUGCAGCUAUACAUGGCAAGGGUUAAGAUUUAUGACCAACAACUUAUGACAUCUACAGCAAAAGUUGUUAUCAUUUAUGGUGAAAUGAACUCUACUCUAGAAGUCAGCUUUAGGAGAUGGGGAAACUUAGGUGUGCAGAGAAUCUGGAUCACAACCUCGCAAAGGGAUGUUAUCACAGAUAUAAAAGAUUUCAGCCUUGAUUUCUUCCACGGGACUGUCACUUUUGCACACUGCCACAGAGAAACUGCUGAACUCAGAAAUUUUAUGCGAACAAUAAACCCGUCUAAGUAUCCAGUAGACAUUUCGCAGUCUAUGCUGGGGUGGAAUCAUUUUAACUGUUCAAUCUCGAAGAACAAUAGCAAAAUGGAUUCUUUUAUUUUCAACAACCCAUUGGGAUGGUUAGCACAGCACACAUUUGACAUGGUCCUGAGCGAAGAAGGUUACAAUUUGUAUAAUGCUGUGUAUGCUGUGGCCCACACCUACCAUGAACUCAUUUUACAACAAGGAGAGACUCAGAAACUGGCAAAAGCCAAAGGAGUAUUCACUGACUGUCAGCAGCAGAUAUGGAACAGUGUGUGA
Rattus norvegicus (Norway rat) is the source of this 1428-nucleotide messenger RNA. RefSeq names its product vomeronasal type-2 receptor 116-like. The record is from RefSeq and is a predicted model, not a curated record. Lineage: Eukaryota; Metazoa; Chordata; Mammalia; Rodentia; Muridae.